AUGGAUUGGGACGGGUCGCCAAUCACGGACCCAGGAUGGGGUGAUGUCGAAGCUUGGAAUGCUGUUGAAUAUACCCAAGUCGAGAAACCCGGAUUGAUUUGUGAAGUCAAGGAUGCCUUUGCCAAAUUCGACUACAAUGGUAAUUUCGUCAAAUGGCUUGACGAGAUGCCCUACGGCGAGGUGCAGAAGGAGAUCCGUGAAAUCAAGCGAGUUCGCGGUAAAUAUGCUGUUGUUUGUGGCCGCUUCCCAACCAAGGACAGUACUUGGGAGGUCCGAACCAUCUGGAUCAAUAACCCCGCCCUGCAGGCCGUUCUCUACGAUGUCUUCAGAGGCUAUCCUGAUGUGAGUUGUGGCGGUGAGGUUCUUGAAUUCAAGGCACCAUUUGUUCCUCUCAUUCAUCGCUGGGAGCAACUAUGCAAGCUGGCAGGCGUCAACGCCGGUUCUGAGAUCCAGAAGCUCAUGAAACUCUUUGUGGAUAUGCUCAAGAAUGAGCUACGAGACACUCUCAGCCGAGUCAAGAGAAUCAAGGAGACUGGGUGCGCUUCUUGGGAAGACCUCAAGUUUGUCUUCAAGCCUGCCCAGCUCUUCUUCCGCUCCGAAGCCCCAAUAGCCGCGGGGAUUUCCCGAAAAUAUGGAGGUGGUCAUCUUUCAGUGCACCAAAUUGCGUGGACUGGUUCAGAUUAUUCUACUGUCAAGUCCACAUUCGUGGUCCCUGCCUUCCACGGCACCCGGCCGCUCUCUGACCUCAUCGUCAGGCCGGUCUGGGCCUGUCCUGAGAAUGAUAUCAAGGCUUUGAAAGCUGCCCUCAUCAGACGUGGGCCUAGACUAACAUUCUUGUCGAAAAAUGAGUGGGGAAACCAGGAACGCAUCAUUCCCAAGGAACCCCGUCUUCCGAUUCAACCGACAGAGGGACGAGUUAUCGUUGAUGCGGACGGUUGUAAUGAUGACUGGUCUCGCUAUGUAGGACCCCUGUACGAGCUGAAUCUCCACAGCGCAAUGAAGGCGGAUGGGAACGACUCGAAGGCGUCUACUCCUGACGACCACCAAGAAUCUCAGGAAGCCAGUGAUCCAAAGAGCGAAGAAGGAGAUGACUCUGACCGCCUUACGGAUGAGGAGGCCAUGUUGACUGUCUCAACUGUGAACUGUUUCUCGAUCGAACGAAAGGUGUGGUGCUAUGCCGAAAUCGACCAUCUCACCGACAUUGAAUGGACCACUGAGGCCAUCAAUAGCCUCGUCAUCGAUGAAGCAGAGAAGAGACUCUUAGUUGGAUUUGUUGGCGUAACAAAGAACGGACAGUUGCAGCAUUUCGACGACUUUGUCCACGGAAAGGGAAAAGGUCUUGUCAUGCUCUUGUGUGGUCCCCCCGGUACGGGAAAGACAUUCACUGCAGAAUCGGUCUCCGAGAAUCUGAAACGCCCCCUCUACCGCAUUGAUACUUCGGACCUUGGGAUGGAUACCUCCAAACUGGAGUGCAAUCUCAAGACUGCUCUUGACCGCUGUGCCCGCUGGGAUGCCAUCCUCUUACUUGAUGAGGCCGACGUAUUCCUUGAAAAGCGCACCAGCAGCAACCUCACGCAGAACGAGAUGACCACCAUUUUCCUUCGCCUCCUGGAAUACUACAAGGGUCUCAUGAUUCUGACCACCAACCGCUACCCUGCCAUCGAUCCCGCGUUCGAGUCACGUAUCGACCUUUCGUUCGUCUUCCAGGAUCUGGAGCCAGCCUCCCGGGCCAAGAUCUGGUACAACUUCCUCAUCAGAGAGAACAAGAAGUUGGCUGAAGACAGUAAUGCGAUUGCGAAACUGGCCAGCAUGCCUCUGAAUGGCCGACAGAUCAAGAGCGCCGUCAAGACAGCACAAAUCCUCGCUGCCAGCGAGAACUUGUCUCUUGCAGUUGAUCAUCUGCAGACGGUUGUUUUCAUGCGAAUGAAAGCAUUGAAGAUGCUGGAGUAGGUCGGGCGACUGAAAAGGUCUGGCAUUCGAAGCAUGAGGAUAAUCCUUCAACUCGGACACAAUCAUCAUGACGACCGCUUUCAAUGGCCGAUGAAAUUUUUGGUGGCAUCUGUAUCAAGGCAGUAUGAACUUGAGGUGAUGAAUGGAAGACAUUUCUCACGAUGGUGAAUAGGUAAAGGCAACUUGACAAAGG
Molecule: messenger RNA, 2143 nt
Organism: Fusarium oxysporum Fo47
Lineage: Eukaryota; Fungi; Ascomycota; Sordariomycetes; Hypocreales; Nectriaceae
Product: P-loop containing nucleoside triphosphate hydrolase protein
Exons: 8
Coding region: 1-1950 (649 amino acids)
Molecular function (GO): ATP hydrolysis activity; ATP binding
Source: RefSeq, a predicted model, not a curated record